This is a messenger RNA of Diospyros lotus (date-plum), 4466 nucleotides long. RefSeq names its product type II inositol polyphosphate 5-phosphatase 15. Gene Ontology annotation, molecular function: protein binding; phosphatase activity. The transcript is spliced from 10 exons. The record is from RefSeq and is a predicted model, not a curated record. Bases 230 to 3832 code for a protein of 1200 amino acids. Gene Ontology annotation, biological process: phosphatidylinositol dephosphorylation. NCBI's taxonomy places the organism in Eukaryota, Viridiplantae, Streptophyta, Magnoliopsida, Ericales, Ebenaceae.
GUCUUUGACUGGCACGACCGCCACGUCGUGCAAAGUAUCAUUCAUUCGCAAGAACAAACAACCACUCGCACGCCACUUCCGGCGAUCCCCUCUCUCUCUCUCUCUGCGUUGUCCGAAGUCCAAAGCCUCUGACUCUGAAAUCGGCGCUCUCUCGCUAUAGAUUUUCUCGGUUGUUUUGUCUUCUCCAGGCUAGAUUCUGUGGUCGAGGCGAAGCUAACAAGCAAGGAGAAUGGACGGUGGCCGGAUCGACGACGACGACGACGACCUUAUUCUGCCAGGGUUUACGGUCGGCACCGCUCCGGCUUCGGCUUCGACUUCGUACGAUGGCCGCCGUGAUCCUCACACUGGCCGCACCCCUCCGAUCAAGGUGUUUGAUCGCUUCUACGGCUCGCCUUCCUCUUCCGACGACGACGACGACGACGACGAUGAUAAUUCUCCCGGUACUGGAAGCAGCGGCGGUGGAACAGACAGUUACGGGAGUGUCGUUGUCCAGAGCGCUGGCAAGCGCCUUGAUUACAUGAUUCAGUUCUUGGAUCGCAAGCUGUCGUCCCCCGAGAAUUACUAUAAUAGUAAUGGGAGUAGUGAUAGAGGUGGUGAUGGGGAGAGUAAGGCGGCGGAGAAUAGGUCGUUGCCGGAGUUCGUGGGGAGGGGCGGGGGAAAUGGAAUCUUCAGGGUUCCGCACCGAGCGGCCGUGGACCCUGGCCGGCCUCCGAGCCUCGAACUGCGGCCGCAUCCGCUCAGGGAGACUCAAAUUGGGCGUUUCCUUAGGAGACUUCUGGUUGUACCAAUGGAUUCGUCGUCUCAAUUGUGGGCGGGGUCAGAGCGCGGAGUUAGGUUUUGGAAUUUGUCGGAAUUGUAUGCCCCCCAAAUUGAUCCACUUGGAGCAACGAGGUGUGGAGAUGAAGAGGCGGAGGAGGAGGAGAGCGCUCCCUUUUAUGAAUCGGCGCACACUUCGCCUACUCUCUGCCUUGUUGGGGAUGCGGCGAAUAGAGUGGUAUGGAGUGGGCACAGGGAUGGUAGAAUAAGGUCAUGGAAGAUGAUGACGGCGGGAAAAAUGGAUCCGGCACGCAGUGCUUUCAGGGAGACUCUUUCCUGGCAGGCUCAUCCCACUCCUGUGCUUUCACUUGUUAUAACUUCUCAUGGAGAUUUAUGGUCGGGCUCUGAGGGAGGCGUAAUCAAGAUUUGGCCAUGGGAAUCCAUUGAAAAAUCUCGUUCUCUAACACUGGAAGAAAGACACAUGGCUGCACUAAUGGUCGAAAGGUCAUAUAUUGACCUCAGGAGCCAAGUCACUACAAUGAAUGGUAUCUCCAAUAUUUUUACUUCAGAUGUUCGGCAUAUGUCAUCUGAUCGUUCAGGUGCUAGAGUGUGGAGUGUUGGGUAUCUUUCAUUUGCUUUGUGGGAUUCUCGUACUCGGGAGUUACUGAAAGUGUUCAACUUAGAUGGUCAGGUUGAGAACUUAUCAAUAGUACAAGAUCCCAUGAUGGAAGAUGAGGUGAAACUGAAGUUUGCAUCUGUUGUGAGGAAGGAACGACCACAAACUAGCAUUAGUUUCUUUCAGCGUUCAUGUAAUGUUAUAAUGGGAGCUGCUGAUGCUGUUCGCCGCGUUGCAGUCAAGGGAGCUUUUGGAGAUGAUAAUCGGAGAACUGAAGCAUUAAUCACAACGAUUGAUGGAAUGAUUUGGACUGGCAGUCUAAAUGGGCUUCUUAUGCAGUGGGAUGGAAAUGGGAAUCGUUUGCAAGAAUUUCAGCAUCAUGGCCUUGCCGUUCAAUGCUUGUGUACAUUUGGGACUCGAAUAUGGGUAGGUUAUGUGAGUGGCACUGUCCAGGUAUUGGAUCUCAAUGGCAAGUUUCUUGGAGGAUGGGUGGCUCACGACGGACCUGUUAUAGAUAUGGCAGUUGGUGCUGGUUAUAUUUUCACAUUGGCUAACCAUGGUGGUAUAAGGGCAUGGAGUGUCACUUCUCCUGGACCUCUUGAUGGUAUAUUACGCUCAGAAUUAGCCACAAAAGAAUUUCUAUAUACUAGGAUACAGAAUUUGAAAAUCUUAGCUGGUACAUGGAACGUUGGACAAGGAAGAGCCACUCACGACUCAGUCAUAACAUGGUUAGGUUCUGCGGCUGCAGAUGUGGGGAUAAUAGUAGUUGGCUUGCAGGAAGUUGAAAUGGGUGCAGGUUUCCUAGCAAUGUCUGCCGCAAAAGAAACUGUUGGUCUUGAGGGGAGCUCUGCUGGACAGUGGUGGUUGGAUAUGAUAGGGAAAACUUUGGAUGAGGGAUUGACUUUUGCACGUGUUGGAUCCAGGCAGCUGGCAGGCUUGCUUAUUGCCGUCUGGGUUAGAAACAAUAUUAGAGCUCAUGUUGGGGAUGUUGAUGUUGCAGCAGUGCCUUGUGGUUUAGGGCGUGCAAUUGGUAAUAAGGGAGCAGUUGGUUUGAGAAUGAGAGUCUAUGGUCGGAUAAUGUGCUUUGUGAACUGUCACUUUGCCGCACAUUUGGAAGCAGUUAAUCGCCGCAAUGCUGACUUUGAUCAUGUAUAUCGCACAAUGAUCUUUAGUAGGCCAUCUAACCUUGUCAAUGCUGUGGCUGGUAUGCUGCCAUACCUCUUCUCAUCUUGCUUGCUUGCCUGCUCAGUGUAUUUAUGUUGGCAUUUUUAUCAUUCUCGCUUGCCAUUGGUCCUUAUUGCAGCUAGCGUGUCAUCCUCCAUUCAAAUGCUUCGUGGUACAAAUGCCAUGGAUGUUAACUCUGUGGAAGGGAUGCCUGAGCUAUCUGAGGCAGACAUGGUUGUAUUUCUUGGUGACUUAAAUUAUCGGCUUGAUGGUGUAUCAUAUGAUGAAGCAAGGGAUUUUGUUUCACAAAGAUCCUUUGAUUGGCUUAGAGAAAGAGAUCAACUUCGUGCUGAAAUGAAAGCUGGGAAUGUCUUCCAAGGAAUGCAUGAAGCAAUUAUUUCAUUUCCUCCAACUUACAAAUUUGAAAAGCACCAAGCUGGUCUAGCAGGGUAUGAUUCUGGUGAAAAGAAACGUGUUCCUGCAUGGUGUGACAGAAUUUUAUACCGUGAUAGCCGCUCAGCUUCAGUAUCUUCAUGCAGUUUAGAUUGUCCUGUCGUCUCGUCAAUUACUCAAUAUGAGGCUUGCAUGGACGUGACAGACAGUGAUCACAAACCCGUCCGUUGCAUGUUUAACGUUGAGAUUGCUCGAGUAGAUGAGUCUAUAAGGAGACAAGAGUUUGGAGAAAUUAUUGUAUCUAAUGAGAACACCAGGGGUGUACUUGAAGAACUGCAUAAAGUUCCAGAAACUAUUGUCAGCACAAACAACAUGAUUCUUCAGAACAAAGACUCAUCCAUCUUGCGGAUUACCAAUAAAUGUCAGAAAGACAAGGCUCUUUUCGAAAUAAUUUGUGAAGGUGAGUCCGCCACUAAGGAGGAGGGACAAGCAUCCAAUCAUCAUCCAAGAGGUUCUUUUGGCUUUCCUCGAUGGCUUGAGGUCAUUCCAUCAGCUGGCAUAAUCAAACCAGAUCAUAUUGCGGAGAUUUUAGUUCAUCACAAUGAAUUCCACAUGCAGGAGGAGUUUAUUGAUGGUAUUGCUUAUAACUCUUGGUGUGAGGAUGCCAGAGACAAGGAAGCUAUACUAGUGGUCAAAGUGCAUGGCAGCUACACAACCGAGACUAGAAGCCAUCGUAUUCAUGUGCGUCACUGCUCCUCAGGUAAGGCCAUGCAUGCAGAUAAUAAGGAUAACUCUGGUCAAAUCCAAGCAAAUCUUCUUCGCCGGUCGGAUUUUCAGCGUCUCAGCAGCUCAGAUGAAGUAGUUGGCCACCUAAAAACUUUUCAUGACUCCUUGAGACUGUAAAUAUACUGCCAGAGCACUUGCCAAUGAAUACUAGCGUUGGGCAUAGUUGGCCAAGCUUGAAAGGGCCUCUCGGGCAACCAUGCUAUCUUCUAGAUGUAAAUAGGCAGAGCCUGAAUGCAAAUUUUGUGCUACUUGAUCGUUGUCUGAUUUGGUGGAGUUGCAGUUCCUGCUAGCUUCUAGCGCCAAUCGAUCGAGGCUCUGCUCAGUUUUUGAUGUGUGCAAAGGUUGUGUUUCGAGACUACUAAUUGUCAACAGCAGGCAUGUGUACAUAAAGCAGAGUGUCUGGCACGUAUAAGAUGGUUUCUGGAUUGGUUACAUUACAGACCUCGUAAAUAACCUCAAGUUUUGAGGGCAGAAGCUAAUACCAGCCAAGGGUUCGUUGCGUUUGAAGCAUUUAAAUUCUUAAAUAUCCUUGUUCUGUAUAUGCAAAACUGAAGAUAAACAACAGGACACUCAUUAAAAUCUUCCCCCAUUUUUUGCAUUUAUUUAAGCUGUCUUUCUUUUUAUUUUAUUUUAAUUUUUUCAUUUCCUUUCUCAUGGUAAAAUUGUCAGCGUUGGCUGUUAUAAAGCAGAAUGUACUGAAGAACGGUGUGUAAUUGGCGUUGCAUUACAUUGAUUAAUGGGGUUCCAUUCA